Lethenteron reissneri (Far Eastern brook lamprey) is the source of this 4793-nucleotide messenger RNA. It is a transcript of the gene RAB22A, whose product is annotated as RAB22A, member RAS oncogene family. Gene Ontology annotation, molecular function: GTP binding; GTPase activity. Lineage: Eukaryota; Metazoa; Chordata; Hyperoartia; Petromyzontiformes; Petromyzontidae. The record is from RefSeq and is a predicted model, not a curated record.
CGUACAGUGAAGUGCAUCUCCGUGUCGCUCGCAGCGGAGUGGUGCCGGGCCGCGGGCUCCUUCCGUGAUGAUCGCCUCGAAUUGGCGUCGCGAGCGUUGAAGUGUGCGUCUAUUUAUCUGUGUUUAUUAUCGAUAAAGAACAAGAAGCGGCGGGGGUAGGGGGGGUAGUAGAAGAAGCUGGUGAGGAAGAGAACGCGAGUUCUGUAUGCGGCGUCUCCAUGGCGCUUAGGGAGCUCAAGGUUUGCCUGCUCGGGGAUACCGGGGUGGGCAAGUCAAGCAUCGUGUGCCGCUUCGUUCAGGACAACUUUGAUCCCAACAUCAACCCAACCAUCGGGGCAUCCUUCAUGACCAAGACGGUGCCCCAAGGGAACGAGGUUCACAAGUAUCUCAUAUGGGACACAGCUGGGCAGGAGCGUUUCCGCUCGCUGGCACCCAUGUACUACCGGGGGUCAGCCGCUGCCGUGAUCGUCUAUGACAUCACCAAGGAGGAGUCGUUCCAGAUGCUAAAGUCAUGGGUGCGGGAACUUCGCCAGCACGGGCCCCAGGACAUCAUCGUCGCCAUCGCAGGCAACAAGUGUGACCUGGAUGACAUGAGGGAGGUGUCCGUGCAGGAUGCGAGAGACUACGCCGACUCCAUCGACGCCAUCUUCAUCGAGACGAGCGCCAAGUCGGCCAUCAACAUCUGCGAGAUCUUUGCUCGCAUCAGCGAGCGCGUGCCUCCUGGCAGCCAGGACUCGUCGGAUCGGCCCGGGUUCCAGCUGCGUGGAGCGGGUCAGCCGGCGCGGCGCUGCUGCUGACAAAACAGUCGCUACUCGCCAGCUCGCUCGUCUCCAAGGAUCGCCGCAACCCGUGUGUCGGCACGCCCACGCCGUUUGGCUGUCUGCUGAACUGCGGCUAAGGAUAUAAAUCAGGGGUGAUUUUUCUCCUUACCGUGGGCCGAGUCGGACCUUCGGUUGCCUUUGGUGGGCCACGCAGUGCCACGCACCUUUUCGUAGGCAUUUGAUAAUGCGAACAAAUAACUUGCGUGUCGACCUGGAAUAAAGAGAGCUUUGUAGUGGUUGAAGUGACCGAAUUUACUCAAAUAAGGUUGAAAAUCUUCCAUUCUAGUGACUAGAUAAUUAUUCAUUCGAGAUGCGUGCAGCAUCGGAUAAAUACCUUGUGGCCAUUUCAAAGUUCUGGGUCCUCGUGGUCAUGGGCCGUGUGAAAAUUAAUCUGUGCCGCCAUAGGUUUCCCCCACCCCUUCUCAAAGUGAUUGUUCUACAAAAUAAAAAUCAGGAUUAUUUGGUGCUGAUAUAUCGGCCUUUAAUCCAGCAGAGGGCGAUGUGAAUAGUUAUGUAUGCUGCUGGAUAACCGAGCAGUUAGCAUGCUCGCCGUUGACUCGGUACACUCGAGUUCGAUUCCCGCUAAAGCCACCUGGUCAUUAUGAAAUUUAAAAGCAACGUUCUGCUGUAAGAUGGACUAUAAAGAUUGUGUUAGGUUAUUUCAAAAAUCUACUCUCAGCUAAAUUGAGAAAGGCCUGGUGAGCCUGGAAGUAAGCCUCGCACAGUGUCUCCUGACAUAGCUUAAGAAUUCAGUGUAUGUUUACUGUAAUAGUUAAUCUCAUUUUCAGGUGUGGCUCGUUCUGUACAAAAUGUCUUAAUUCCUGGAAUUGAUGCUGUGGUGGAUUUGAAAUUGUAUUUUAUUUUUUCUCAUCACUGAAUUUGUUCGCUGGUGAUGAAGGCGUACCUCUGCCUAGAAUUUCCUGUUUAGGAAACUGCAAUCGCGUAACUUUAGCUGCCGUAAUUUUUAGACAAAUCGUACUCGAUUUGUAUCAGAUUGAAUAGCAAAUAUCGACCAUAUUAUUGCUUCCAGUUCAGUAAAUACCAUACUCCACUGCCUAUUUUCCCAUUUGUUUAUUUGCUGCUCCACCUCUCCAAUUUUUCCCCUCGUUUCUCUUCUAUGAUGCAAAUCAUUGAAUGCUCUAAAGUCUAAACCGUCCUUAAUUGCGAUGCAAUCCCAACUCCACGUGUGUUUAUAGGAUUUGUUUUGUGUAUAUAUGCUAUAGCUGCGGGUUACUUGUCUUCCUUACCCCAAUCAGAUAAAAUCACCUUCUGAAUCGGUUGUAAUUCUGUGUGCCGUACAAGAACAUAAUUGUGGCACAUCGCCUGAUUGGCAAAUAGAGGCGGGUUUAACGACAGAAUUAUAUAUUUACGCGAUCUAACCCAAAAAAAACCUGUAUUAUGGAGGCCUUGAUGUAAUCGACAAAGAGCCUUGGUAGCCUCUGGGUUAGCACACUCACCACACCACUGAACUGGUUUGCAAUUGAGUUUACACUAAAGUUCCUGCUAUAACCGCCAAGUAACUUCUAUGGGACAUUGGCAUGUUCAAAGCCAACUGUACUGAAGUAUGGACUUUAAAUAUUCCGUGGCAUGAUUUGUAAGAAUAGCAUAUUGUGUGCCACCAUGUCAUCCAAAUGUCAUCUGAAAAUGAUAUACAACUAAAUUUCUAAAAAUGAAUAACUUCUCCCUGCGUAAUUAUGAUUUACCAAGAAGUGGUUUUGAAUAAUUAAUUAACUCUGGCACUUCGUUAAAUUAAUGAUUAAUUUCACAAUGUUUCAUCGGAGUGGCCCAGGGUUCUCUGAUGCUGGUGUUUGCAUCAGCAUUGAGUAGAUCUGAUUUAAAUCUCUGGCCGUCAGCCACGAUUCUUGUGUGGAGUGUUUGAUUGGCUCGGUCUGGUCACGAAUUAUAAUGUAAACAUUUAUUUUGCACUUAAUUUACUCAGCCCAGCUCUUCUAAGCUUAUUCAGUAGAUAGGCACUGGGAAAAAAAUGUUGUUUGCACAGCCAAAGAAUGGACAUUGUGUUUGUGUAAGACAAUUGAAGGUUGCCAUGUGGAGGCCAAUGGUGGCACUCUUUCGGGUCAUUCCACGUGAUGUGCAGCUUUGCUCUCUGUGUGGGGAUUUGAAUUGAAUUUAAAUGUGCUCUGUGCCUCUGCAAGGGGGAUGUAAUUAAUGGGAGGGGGAAAUGUAGCUGCAACAUGUUUGAAUAUUGCUAUUUUUAUUAAAAAAGAGCUAACUAAAAUAUAUGGAAACUGUUAGAAAUGCUUUUCUGAUGGUGUGUAUCUUCAGUGGUGGUUUUGCAUGCCUUGUGGGCUGGACAACAUUUACCGUAUUUUCCGGAUUGAGCAAAUUUCCCCUGUAAUUUAAAACAAAAGUUGCGUCUUAUAUUCCGGUAGGUGAGUGUGAUCAAACUUGCAUAACUUUGUUGACACCGGGUUCACAAAUUUGGGAUGCAUCUUACUUUCUGGAGGGUUUUUUUUUUAAUCCGGAGAAUAUGGAGGUACCUAGCCCGUUUUGACUUCACCCUGCACUUGUAUAUUCUCAGUUAAAGGCCUGCUGCACACAUUUUUUCUUGCAGCCUUGACGGCCUGUACAACCCCAUGUGUGCAACAGUGAUGUGCGGUGAGGUCAAUGGCUGGGGAGGCACUGGCUAGUGUCAGAGCCAGAUUCACACACAGGGGGUGUGGCCUCAUGGAGGGGUGUGGCCUCACUGAGGGAGGCGUGUUAGACACGUCCCCCUCAGUGAGGCAGAUGUGAUAGCUGCCUCCCCUGGUGCUUUUUCAUUGCAGUUUCAUGACGAGACCAGCGAGCCUAAAUAUCUUUAUACACAUACGUGAAAUAAGUUUCCUGGAGUAUGGAAGGCGAGGACAUGAAAUGAAGGGGUCUAUAAACAUUACAUUGGUGACAUACUGAGAUAGUAACAGGCACGCGCUUAUUGCCCGCGGUACAUCCAGUUACUGAGGGGUUGCGCAAUCAGAGGGGAGGCUGAGCGCGUCGCUGCCUCACCUCUCGUGUCUCCCUGUAUUUGCAGCGGAGCUCCGCAAAUUUGGCGAUUUUGACUAUAAAAAUUAUUGGAAUCGUACACAAAUUACAUUAAUAGCACAGAUCAGUGAAAAAAACCUUAAUAUUUGUUUUAUUUUAUUCUUUUUUUCGUAACAGCUAUUUUCAUUUUCUCCCCUGGUGUGCAACCCAGGGCAGCGUUACUUGCUGCUCCUUUGACUCAUGCUGCCCUGUGGCUGUGUGGAGCUCCAGUUUGAUGUUAGCGCUGCGAUGGGGGAAAAAAAUUUACGAGCCAAUAAAAUUAUCGGAGUUACUACAAAUGCGUAUAUGCUAUUGAGUAGACAUGUGAUGAUACAAUGAUUAAUGGAUUAAAAUUAGAUUAUAAUCACGAUAAAUGCAUCUAAUUGCGUGUAAAAUGAAAUGUGAAUGCAAAAAUACAAUGUAUUUAUGCAAAUAGCGUAAACAUAACUGCAAAUGUGGCAUGAAAAGUGAGAAACUACAAUUGAGAUGACAAAGGAGACUUGUUAAUGUGUUAAUUCAAUCAUGGCUAUGAAUUGUACUAAUUGCAUGCCUGGUAUUUGGCAUAAUAAAGAGUUGCUUUUGGUAAGUGGGAAUCUCACUAAACAGUAUUGGAUUUAAACUCGGACUCAAGUGGGCUUCAGACUAUUAAUGGCAAUGUCAUUCAGAUGUGGCUUAUAUGGGAUUUAGCAGGAAUCCAUUAUACUACACCAGUUUGUACAGCCACUCCAAAGUUAAGAUUGCACUUCAAUUAAUUCCCUGUGGUGUUGUUGAAUGGGUUUUGUCUCGUGUUUGUCAUGGUUUUCUUCAGAUGGUGUGGUCCGUUUAUUUCACCACAGUGUUUGGUUCUCUGCCUUUGGGUUGCCUCUGAGUCUGAUUUUCGCCGGUUCGAAUCCAGGCUCCUGCGGGCAGUUUUCGUCUGGUUUUUGCUGCGGACAAAUAAAAGAUUGCACGAUGCUA